AUGGAGUAUGCCAGCGAAGUAUUGAAGAUUGCACUUUCUGAAACGGUAGUUGUCCUAAAAGUUCUCAACAUUUGGCAUUUUGCACCUAAUGCGGCAAAGUUGCUGCAUGAAUGGGAGCAGAGUGAAUUUUUCGUGCCUCGCACGCCACAAGAACAAGUAAUGUGGCGACGUGCGCAAAACGCUUACAAAAAAGUAUUGGCUUUUUAUAGGAUUUGGAGCAUAAUUUGCGUGCUUUUAGCUUUCCUGUCAGUUGUUUUCAUGGAGACACCUCAGCUACCAGUUCCGUAUUGGAUUCCGGUCAAAAAAUGGCGAGAAGGCAAUGGCUGGCCGUUAUAUUUGUAUGAUUUCGUGGCGGUGAUAUUCACUUGUUGUUGCAAUAUUGAAAUAGAUUCUUUACAAUGUUAUUAUCUAUUGCAUUUAACACUUUGUUUGCGGCUCAUCGGUUUAAGAAUGGCGCGCUUGGAAGAUGCAGGCGAUAAUGUGGAAAUUACCAGCGAACUUCUUAAAUUAAUUCAAAUGCAGCAGCGCGUGAAGGACAUGGUCAAACGUUGCGAGGAGAUUGUAUCGCUACCUGUUCUCGUGCAGAUUAUAUUCAGUUCGAUGAUUAUUUGUUUUACAGCUUAUUAUCUGCAAAGUUUAAGUUUCAGCAAUAAUCCAGCCGAUUUUGUAGCUAUGGUACAAUAUGGCUUUGUCAUGUCUUUGCAAAUAUUUUUGCCAUGCUAUUAUGCCAAUGAAUUGACGGCGGAAUCACUAAAUUUGAGUAAGCAACUGUACAGCUGCAAUUGGACGGACAUGUCUGCCUACAAUCGCCGUUUAAUUUAUCUCUAUAUGCAAGACUUAAAGCAGCCAAUUGCGCUGCGUGCAGGAAGCUAUUUCGAAAUCGGACUACAAGUUUUUUCAAAGACUAUGAACAACGCUUACACUCUACUGGCGCUUUUGGCGAACGUCGCCGAUGAGGAUGAGUAGAAUGGGUGUGCAUACAUAUGUACACAUAACUUAACAUAUGUAUGUAUAUUUACAUGAACAGGGCCGUCGAGAAAAAAUCCAAGCCCGGAAGGUGAAUAUGUUCCGGGCUCCCCUCCACAAAAUAAUAUUUGCUUUUUAAAUGAAUUUUUAACGUUUGCUCUCUAUACUUAUUCAGUGAUGUUUUUCUUAGUUUGUGGUAUAUAAUUUUUUUUUU
Molecule: messenger RNA, 1180 nt
Organism: Rhagoletis zephyria (snowberry fruit fly)
Lineage: Eukaryota; Metazoa; Arthropoda; Insecta; Diptera; Tephritidae
Product: odorant receptor 94a-like
Biological process (GO): sensory perception of smell; detection of chemical stimulus involved in sensory perception of smell
Cellular component (GO): plasma membrane
Molecular function (GO): odorant binding; olfactory receptor activity
Source: RefSeq, a predicted model, not a curated record